AUGCGCGCCUUUAUUGUCGUAUUUCGUCUCGACCGUAAACCUCUGCCCAAGCCGAUCCCUCCCAAAGGACACGAUGCGGUAUCUUACCGAAAGGCGAGGGAAGAAAAGAAGAGAAAACAACGGGAAGAACAACAGAGAUUGGCUGUCCAGGCCAGACUGAUCGCGUCCCAGCCUCUGAUUCAGGAGGCGGUUCGAGAAGCGAGGAAGAUGCCCCUGUCAGGUACCUCAACAAGUCCAUUGAGCCCGUCGAGUCCAAGUGUUCCAGGACCAAGCUGGCCUGGCCUUCUGCAAGAGACGAUCCUUGAACACAGCGACGAAGAUGACGACGACUCUGUGUUUUGA
This is a messenger RNA of Rhinocladiella mackenziei CBS 650.93, 342 nucleotides long. RefSeq lists its product as uncharacterized. NCBI's taxonomy places the organism in Eukaryota, Fungi, Ascomycota, Eurotiomycetes, Chaetothyriales, Herpotrichiellaceae. The transcript has a single exon. Bases 1 to 342 code for a protein of 113 amino acids. The record is from RefSeq and is a predicted model, not a curated record.